UAAUUUGCAUGAAAGUUCUCAAUCAUCAUAACUCCAUUCCCAGCAACGUAAACCAUGUAAACUAACACUUCAGAAUUUGCAUGGCAUCGAAUUUCUAAACCUCCGCCGCUGUCUCAAUGGCUGAACUUGCACUAGCUGUGGUUCCAAUUUGCCUGGUGGCUAUCAAAGGUAUAAACACAGUGCGAAAGCGGCUAAAGACUUUUUAUCGUUACGGUCGCGAAAUCAAACGUCUCCGGAAGCGAUUCUCUGCGCAGACAGACAUUUUCUUCGACGAAUGCCAACUGUUGCUUCAGGAGAUCCUUGAUCGAAAAGAUGCUGAGGCAAUGGUAGAGGAUGUGAACGAUGAGCGGUGGACUUCAGCUACUCUCGAAGAAGGAUUCCGAACAUACCUAAGGAGGAAAUACAGAAGUUACGGAGAGACCAUGUGUGAGAUACGUGAUCAUAUUGCCUCUUUAAAUGAUUCGCUCAAUAAUGGGGAUGAACGGGAUCUUCAGAUACUAUCUUCUGAGAAUCUGAGACAAGCAUUUGAUAUGAUGGUCAACAAGUCAAAAUAUGAGACUUCUCUGAGCGACUUGAAAGAGGCGAUCUCCGAUCUCAAAAGAAUAAGGAAAACAGCAGGAAAACUCCAAAAUCUGCCAGAAAGAGUGUGCGGGAAGCGGCCAAGAGACCUCCCGAUAUCUUAUCGUAGAGUUGCACAAAACUCCAAAUCCUUUUAUGACGCUCUACAGGCAUUUUGGUCCUGCUUGCGACCACAUCACGUAAGUCAUGAAGUUCGACUUCUUUUGGAAUCGAGGACAGAAGAUAGUCUCCGUAUUGUGGUAAUGUACUGCACAAGUUCGGGCAAGCAACCCCGAGACAAUCUGCUAGAGUUGAUCGUCCACUCCAGAAGUCUCCAUUUGCUACACGUCUCAAUCCCGAGCGGGAUAUCGAGCGGAAGGGUCACUUGCUCCGAAGAGCGACCGAAGAAGACGAGAAGGGUCCGAUUUGUGGGCGAAUGCUCCGACUUGGCUCGCCAUGGAGAGGAAGCCGGAACAGCUUCGACCACCCUGACCUCAGCGACCGAGCCGCAUGUUUCCGAGGAAGUUGGGCUUAAUCUAUGUUCCACUCGGGACAUGUGCACUCAAAUUUGCUCACAGGCGCAUCAUAUAGGCUACUUCGACGCGCCUGACCAUAUCCGACACCAACUUUCCCCUGUCCACGAUCGGGGAGAAUGCAUCGUCAAAAACAUGUUAAGUGAGCCAGCCCAACUGGAUCGCAUCUUCGAACUGCCCGUGGAACGUGCAAUCUCAGUGCCUCAACAAGUGUCUAUUGCCCUCAGACUGGCCCGGAGCGUACUACGACUCCAUUCUACACCAUGGCUACAGCCACUCUGGACCCUCCGGGAUUUGUCAUAUUUCCAGACUGACGAGUGCUUGGCCACGAGUCUCGAGACCCUUCAUAUUACGAACGAGCUUUUGCAUCAGCGACUUGACUCUGUAAUGACGGAUGCCAAUGUACUGGUGCAAGCCCAACGGGAGUGUGGAAUCCGCAACCUGACCAUGCAUAGUCUUGGUGUAGCCCUACUGCAAAUCGGACAGUGGAACUCAUUGAAGCCGGAUGACAUUGCAGAUGUACGCAGGAUAGCCGACCUUGCAGGGCAUGAUUCACGUCUUGGCCCAAGAUAUCAAAAGAUUGCACAGAGAUGCAUGGACUGCGACUUUGGUUUUGGAAAAGAUCUCGCGCAGCCGGAGCUGCAGAAUGCGGUCUAUCGAGAUGUGGUGUGCGAGCUCGAAAGCUUAGUUCGGACGCUGGAGGGUUAGACUAGGCUGAGGGAAUAAGGUUAGAGAAUAAGGUGUCGCACUCAUACGUUACUCUACUAUAGGCCUGCACGGUUGUAGCAUAUAACCAGCAGGGGCCUUUUUUUUCAGGACUUCUUCAAUGGCAACAGAAACUGGACUACAGUACCAUGAGUGUGGGAAAAUGACAGCCUACUGUAGAGCAUUUCGGGGAAUACAGUAAUUGUAGUGACUAGUCCAGACUAGUCUAGACUAAGCAAAGUCGGCAGGCCAUCAAAGCUGCUAGCCGAUGUUGUGACAGGAAC
Truncatella angustata is the source of this 2080-nucleotide messenger RNA. RefSeq lists its product as uncharacterized. The record is from RefSeq and is a predicted model, not a curated record. The transcript is spliced from 3 exons. Lineage: Eukaryota; Fungi; Ascomycota; Sordariomycetes; Amphisphaeriales; Sporocadaceae. The coding region runs from base 117 to 1799 and encodes 560 amino acids.